UUCCUCUCCUUUUAUCUGAGGUCUUUUGAGUUUGACUUUUUGAGUUUGUGUGCUAGAAGUAGACAGGUCAGGUGGCCGUCAUUGCAGAAGUUGGCAGCUUUAGUUUCGGGGAUCGCUGAACGCAGCCGUCCUCGUUUUGGAUGUCGUAGAGCUAGAGUGGUGUUUUAGUCCUAAUGAAAAACUAAGUUACUUGCAAGCAAGUAAAAAUUAUUUCGAUCGAUGAAUAUAAUGGACAACAUAUUUGCACUGGUCCUGUUGAUUCUGUGCUGUGCCAGUUUCAAUUAUGGAGCGGAUCUCGAUUGCAAACCUCCUCAACAAGUUAACGUUCACCUUGUGAGCCACACUCAUGACGAUGUUGGAUGGUUGAAAACCGUGGAUGAGUACUAUUAUGGAGCAAACAACAGCAUUCAGCACGCUGGAGUGCAGUAUAUUCUCGACUCAGUCUUGGACGCACUUGGCAAGAGUGAGCCCGACAUGCUGCGGAGAUUCAUUUACGUAGAACAGGCAUUUUUCUCUCGCUGGUGGAAUGAGCAAAGCGAUGAGAAAAAGGCGUUAGUGAGAAAGUACUUGGCCAAUGGCCAACUGGAAUUUAUAAACGGCGGUUGGUGCAUGAAUGAUGAGGCGGCCACACAUUAUGCAGCCAUCAUCGACCAAAUGACCCUGGGCCUAACGUUCAUCAACUCCGAGUUUGGCGAAGCGGCCAGGCCACGUGUCGGCUGGCACAUCGAUCCGUUCGGCCAUUCGUCCACCAUGUCCACUCUCCUGACAAUGAUGGGCUUCGACGCUUUCUUCUUCGGCCGUAUCGACUACCAGGACAAAGCGAAACGCCUGGCCGAGCGCCAAAUGGAGAUGAUCUGGCGCGGCACCGAGUCCCUGGGCUCCUUGUCCGACAUCUUCACCGGGGUCACGUACCACGGGUACAAUCCGCCCAACGGCUUCUGCUUUGAUCAGUCGUGCGCCGACGCUCCGAUCCAGGACGACUCUCACCUGGAGAACAACAACGUGGACGAGCGCGUCGAGAAGUUUGUGCAGGCGAUCCGAGACCAGUCUUGCCACUACAGCAGUGGCGAAAUCAUGAUGACAAUGGGCUCGGACUUCCAGUACGAGAACGCUCACCUCUGGUUCAAGAACAUGGACAAGCUGAUCAAGUACGUGCGCCAGUACGUCGAGACACAUGGCCACAACAUCACGCUCCAGUACUCGACGCCGACCCGUUAUCUGGACGCCGUGCACGCUGCGGCCACCAAGCAAGGACUCGAAUACAAGGUGAAGACGGACGAUUUCUUCCCGUACGCCGACAACCCGUUUGCGUACUGGUCCGGCUAUUUUACGUCUCGCCCGGCUCUGAAGCGUUACGUUCGUGUCAACAAUGUUCUUCUGCAGGCAUGUCACCAGAUGCAAGUGUUUGACGGCAAAGUCGACGCCAGCGUCAACUGCCGCAUGCUGUGGGAGGCCAUGGGCGUAGCUCAGCACCACGAUGCAGUGUCCGGCACGUCCAAGCAGCACGUGGCCAACGACUACGCCAAGCGCCUGGCCGCCGGCGCCGAUGUGGCCCACCAGACCAUGGGGCGCAUACUAUCGAGCUGGACGGGCGCCAAGGACGUCAAGUUCUGCACGUACCUGAACAUCAGCGUGUGCCCGGCCACGGAGAGCACCAACGAGUUCACGGUGAUUGCCUACAACCCGUCCUGGCAGGAGCGCGACGUCGUGAUUCGCGUGCCGCUGGCCAAGCGCACCAGCGUUGCCGUGAGCGACGGUAAGGACGACCUCGUCUCGCAGAUAAUGCCGGUGAGCCUGGCCAAGCAGUCGACGCGUGGUGCGCGUGGCCAUGCUGAGGUGGAGCUUCUGUUCAUGGCCACACUGCCGCACCAGGGCUACAAAACGUUCACGGUCAAGCCCGUCUCUGAAGGACAUUCCGGUGCUGCUGUGUGGACCGAGCCGGAGGAGGUACCUGCUGAGCCGAGCACGUUCUCCAUCUCCAACUCUCAUGGCGUUAAAGUGACGUUCUCUCGGAGCACCGGCCGAGUCAUGAGCUUUGGCAGUGGAGAAUCGGAAGUCGCUGUGGACCAGCAGUUUCUCUGGUAUAAUGGUAGCGAUGGUCACAACAACAGGAGCAACCAGGAAAGUGGCGCCUAUAUCUUCCGACCGAACCACACUGCCGACUAUCCGGUAAACGAGCAAGGCAAUGUUGCCGGUGUAAAGGUACUGAGGGGUCCGGUUGUAAGUGAAGUGCAUCAGCUCUUCAAUGACUGGGUUUUCCAGACUGUCCGUGUUCUCGAGUCUAACCCGUCCAGUGUUGAGAUGGAGUACACUGUUGGACCGAUUCCUUUCGCCGACGGCCUGGGAAAAGAGAUCAUCAGCCGCUUCUCCACCGACAUCAAGUCCGAUGGCGUGUUCUACACGGAUAGCAACGGCCGGCAGCUGCUUGAGCGCAAGCGAAAUCACCGUCCGACCUGGACCCUCAACUUGACACAGCCCAUUGCCAGCAAUUACUAUCCCGUCAACACGGCUAUCAAGAUCAAGGAUGCCAGCAAGAACUUCACUGUGCUGGCUGACCGCGCGCAGGGCGGUAGCAGCAUGGUCGACGGCAGUGUGGAGCUGAUGGUGCAUCGACGCUUGCUGCACGACGAUCAGCGCGGCGUCGGAGAGCCGCUGAACGAGACCGGCGUGUUUGGCGACGGCCUUAUCAUCACGGGCGUGCACCGCGUGCAGUCGUCGGCGUUCCAGUCUUCAUCGCACACCGCUGCCGAUGACGCCCUGGACUUCUUUCUCGAACCCAUCCUGGCCUUUAGCGAACCGCUCAGGAACAACAGCGAGCGCUCCUUCUUACCGAAGCAAGUAAAUCAACUUAACAUCCUCACCUUGCAGCACGAGAUCAACGUAACUCAGGACACGUUCCUGCUACGCGUGGAGCACUACAUUCCCGCCAGUGAUGGCGGCACUCCGGCCAGCCUGGUGCUGGAAACCUUGUUUCCGCACACAAACAUCACAUAUGAGGAGCUCACCCUCUCUGCCAACCUUCUCAAGUCCGAUCGUCAGCGAAUGGCGUGGAAAGUGGCUGGCCAGGAGCAGAGCGGCUACCCAAAGAAUGCCGACGACGGCUCUACUCUCGUCUUCCAUCCGAUGGACAUCCGGACGUUCCGCGUCAAGACGAAGAAGUAAACUGUCGCACAGCAGCACGCCUGUACUAAGUUAUGUUCUUAUUGACUUCUGCCUUAUCAGCCGCCCCACUCACUUGCCCCAGUAUUGAUCAGUUGGUGUACGGAGUUCAAAUUCGCUAGACUUGAUGUAUGCAUUUCUUCCUAGCACUACGCAAAACCCGUACGCGAGUGUUGCAUCGUCUCCCAGGCCCUUUCUUUCUUCUUUUUAUUCUCUAACGCCAAGCACCUUUCACCUGCGUUUUUCAGGUGUUGGUAGUGUGAAAGUAUGUGCAUUUUAUUACUGUCUUCUCGCUUCCAUCUUUUGCUAGGAGAAUUGAAUGUUAGUCUACACACAUCCGGCACAUUAUUAGCGGAUCCUUUUCUUGUGUUUUAUUAUUUUUAUGCGGUUUGUUUUUGAGCUGUUGACGAAGGACAACACGUCUAGACCUGACCUGUAGGUGAUAUAGUACAUGUAUCUGUUCGCGGAAUUAAUUCCCUGAAGAAAUUCGGUUCAACUUGUUUGUACCAUCUUGCA
Molecule: messenger RNA, 3675 nt
Organism: Sycon ciliatum
Lineage: Eukaryota; Metazoa; Porifera; Calcarea; Leucosolenida; Sycettidae
Product: lysosomal alpha-mannosidase-like
Exons: 2
Coding region: 220-3162 (980 amino acids)
Biological process (GO): mannose metabolic process
Cellular component (GO): lysosome
Molecular function (GO): alpha-mannosidase activity; carbohydrate binding
Source: RefSeq, a predicted model, not a curated record